AUGGCCGCCGCUGUGAAGCCUACCAAAAAUCAGUUAAAGCGAGCAAAGAAGAAGGCUGAGAAGGAGAAGAAAAAGGUAUACGUUCCAUCUUACCACCUGUCUUCUAAUUCUGACGGCACGCAGACUGGCGCGGAACCAGCCCCAGAAGAUACAGUUACAAAUGGAACAUCCCCAAAACUCGACGCCGAACAAGAACAAUCUGCAGUGUCGAAAGGUGGAAAGAUCAAGUCCGAAGAUGCGCACUAUGACGACCCCCUCGCAGACCCACUCAUUGUCGACGAGGAGAAUCCUUUAUAUGAUAUGUAUAAGAACGUGAUGGAAAAAUUCGAGGAGGCAGAUAAAGGAGAUCCCGCAUUAAAGGAACCAGAGAAGCCAGAAGUGUACUAUGACGACGACGACGAUAUUCCAGACGAGGACGAAGAAAACGCGGCGCCAAAGAUUUCCAAGAAAAAGAAGAAAGAGAUGACAAAGUUGUCCGUGGCAGAACUGAAGGCGCUUGUGAAGAGGCCUGAAAUGGUGGAAUGGACAGACACCUCAGCGCCCGAUCCUAGGUUGUUAGUCCAUAUCAAGUCAUAUCGAAACGUUGUCCCAGUACCGAGUCACUGGUCGCUCAAGAGAGAAUAUCUAUCUUCGAAACGCGGGAUUGAGAAGCCACCGUUCUCGCUACCGAAAUUCAUCCAAGAAACAGGCAUCGCAGAGAUGCGAGACGCGAUUUUGGAGAAGCAGGAAAACGCCACGCUGAAGCAGAAGCAACGCGAGCGCGUACAGGGAAAGACCGGAAAACUCGAUAUUGAUUACCAGAAACUUUACGAUGCGUUCUUCAGGUUCCAGACGAAACCAGAGUUGACGAGGUAUGGUGAAGUGUAUUAUGAGGGCAAAGAGUUUGAAACGAACCUGCGGCACUUGCGACCUGGGGAGCUAUCUGACGAACUGAAGGAGGCGCUGAACAUGCCCCCCGGCGCACCUCCUCCGUGGCUGAUCAAUAUGCAGAGAUACGGGCCACCUCCAUCGUACCCAGCUCUCAAGGUACCCGGCGUUAAUGCUCCUCCCCCGCCGGGUGCAAGCUGGGGGUUUGCACCGGGCCAAUGGGGCAAGCCGCCUGUGGAUGAAGCGACGAACAGACCUCUCUAUGGUGGUGAUAUCUUCGGUGUCCUACAGCAGACACAGAACGCUCAACAAGGCGAGCCUGUCGAGAAAGAACUCUGGGGUGAAUUGCAAGAACAAGAAGAGUCCGAAGAGGAAGAGGAAGAAGAGGAAGAAGAGGAAGAGGAAGAGGAGGGUGGUGCUGGGCUAGACGCUUCAACCGGUAUGGAGACACCUAGUGGCAUGACCUCCGCCGUGCCCACGGAAAUUGGCGGCACGGAAACCGUCUCUGAAUUUGACUUGCGGAAACGUCGAGGCACGGAAACUGAAGAAUCGUCUCAUCCACGAUCAGCCUACCAAGUCAUCCCAGAACGCCAAACUCGUGUUGAGGGCUUCUUCGGAGGUGACCGCGUCUACGACCUCAAGGCCGCUCAACAACACUCUGCGUCCGGUGUGCCCGUCCUGGGACAAGAUGACGCGUCCCGCAAACGGAAGAGGCCCGGGGAUGUGGAUGUGUCGAUGGACCCGGAUGCUCUUGCUGCACAUGAUGGGAUGGAUAAAGACGACCUGCGACGCGCAUAUGAGCAAGGUCGUAAAGCAGAUCAGAAUCCCAAUUGGGAUUUCCAAGAGGACUUGUCUGAGAUGAUUGCGUCAGAACUUAGAAAGAGGCAGAAGCGGGAUGAAGAAAGGAAGGGGAAGAGAUGA
This is a messenger RNA of Fonsecaea nubica, 1788 nucleotides long. RefSeq lists its product as hypothetical. The record is from RefSeq and is a predicted model, not a curated record. The coding region runs from base 1 to 1788 and encodes 595 amino acids. NCBI's taxonomy places the organism in Eukaryota, Fungi, Ascomycota, Eurotiomycetes, Chaetothyriales, Herpotrichiellaceae. Gene Ontology annotation, biological process: mRNA splicing, via spliceosome. The transcript has a single exon. Gene Ontology annotation, cellular component: nucleus; U2-type spliceosomal complex; U2 snRNP.